CCUUCCCGCCCUCUCUCAACAACCUUCUUUCUCUCUUACCGCCUCUCUACACCCAACACUACAUCCAACACUAGCCUACACUCUUCCACUAUGGCUACCCGUCUUCAAUUCGAAAACAGCAGCGACAUUGGCGUCUUUUCAAAAUUGACCAACAGCUACUGCCUCGUUGCGAUCAACGGCAGUACCAACUUUUACUCAGCUUUCGAGAGCGAGCUGGGAGAUGUCGUGCCAAUCGUGCACACGAGUAUUGGUGGAACUCGGAUAGUUGGACGGUUAACUGCCGGCAACAGACAUGGCCUCCUCGUCCCAUCCACAACAACAGACCAAGAACUCCAACAUCUCCGUAACGCCCUCCCCGACUCUGUAUCCAUCCAACGAGUAGAAGAACGAUUAUCUGCCCUUGGAAACGUCAUCGCCUGCAACGACUAUGUUGCUCUCGUGCACCCCGACAUCGACAGAGAAACAGAAGAAAUCAUUGCAGAUGUUCUCAAAGUCGAAGUGUUUAGGCAGACGAUCGCGGAUAACGUCCUCGUGGGGAGCUAUUGUGCGAUUACGAACCAGGGUGGACUUGUGCACCCCAAGACGAGUAUACAAGAUCAGGAUGAAUUGAGUAGUUUGCUGCAGGUGCCUUUGGUGGCUGGUACAGUGAACCGUGGUUCGGAUGUCAUUGGCGCCGGGCUGGUCGUAAACGACUGGUGCGCGUUUACGGGUCUCGAAACAACAGCAACAGAGAUCAGUGUCAUUGAAGCUGCAUUCAAGCUCCAAGGACAGGAAUCAACAGCAGUCAUCGGAGAGAUGAGAGAUUCCUUGAUCGACAACUGGGCUUAAUCACUGCAUUCCAAAUUGGAUCUCACUUAACCCAUUGUAUUACUACCACGCAUUGGAUGAUAUGACGCACGCCAUGAC
Coprinopsis cinerea okayama7#130 is the source of this 906-nucleotide messenger RNA. Its product is annotated as eukaryotic translation initiation factor 6. The transcript has 5 exons. The coding region runs from base 91 to 828 and encodes 245 amino acids. NCBI's taxonomy places the organism in Eukaryota, Fungi, Basidiomycota, Agaricomycetes, Agaricales, Psathyrellaceae. Gene Ontology annotation, molecular function: ribosomal large subunit binding. Gene Ontology annotation, cellular component: nucleolus; preribosome, large subunit precursor; cytosol. Gene Ontology annotation, biological process: cytosolic ribosome assembly; maturation of 5.8S rRNA; assembly of large subunit precursor of preribosome. The record is from RefSeq and is a predicted model, not a curated record.